This is a messenger RNA of Hyalella azteca, 1284 nucleotides long. RefSeq names its product probable transcriptional regulatory protein FMG_0893. Lineage: Eukaryota; Metazoa; Arthropoda; Malacostraca; Amphipoda; Hyalellidae. Bases 14 to 949 code for a protein of 311 amino acids. Gene Ontology annotation, cellular component: mitochondrion. The transcript is spliced from 5 exons. The record is from RefSeq and is a predicted model, not a curated record.
CAGAUGCAAAUUUAUGUUUCAUUUCAACAUAUCCAACAUGAGACAACUAUAUUGUGCAAACAUUAUAGUAAAAAAUUUAUUUAAUACUACAAAUAAGCCAUUUCCUAAUGCUUCAUCAAGCAUGCUUCAUAGUCCCUCAUAUAGGGAAUUAUCUAUGUUUCAACCAUUACCUGUUAUUUAUCUAAAUUUAAAGACUGAAAACAUGAUUUGCUUUCAAAAGAGGUUUGCUGGACAUUCCAAAUGGCAAAAUAUAAAACAUACAAAAGAAAGUAAAGAUCUUCAAAGAUCCAGAUUGUUUUCCAAAAUUACGAUGAGCAUUAGGUUAGCCCUGAAAGAUGGAUCUGCUGAUCCAAUUUCAAAUAACAAGUUGGCUGCAGCUUUGGACCUUGCAAGGAAGAAUAACAUGCCCAAUGCUACAAUCAACAAUGUGAUUGAAAAAAGUCAAAAAUCAAUGAUUAAUGCCAAGGAGCAUUACAUAGCAUUCAGAGGACCGGAUGGUUUGUGCCUCUUUAUCUGCGUCUUCACUGAUAAUAUUAGACGUCCAAAGUCCUUCAUCGGUGCUGUUGUCAAGAAAUAUGGCUUCAAGGAGGAGAGACAACUGGGUGGUGUGCGUCACAUGUUCCGGGAGCGUGGGCUGGUGGUGGCUGCGGCCAAGCUACAGGAGAAGCCUGUAACCAUUGAGCUUGCUGAAGACCACGCUAUAGAAGUUGGAGCUGAGGAAGUGGAAAUCGUAGAUGACAUGAUCCAGUUCUGGUGUGCGGCGAUGGACAUUGGUCAGGUUCGCAGUGGUCUGCUGGAGUUGGGCUACGACAUCGAGUCCACGGAUGUUGUUUUCAUUCCCUCAAACCCCAUCUCCUUAGAUGAAGAUAAAUUAGACAGCUUCAUCACGUGUGUCAACAAAGUUGAAGACUUGGAGGAAGUCGUCAAGGUUCAUGCCAAUGUUGUCUGAAGUGGAAACUAGAGAAACAAAUCUUCGACAUGACCUUCAAUUUAUACGGAGAAAGAUUUGCAGGUGUUUAUGAUUUGUUAUUCAUUUUCGUUGUUUCAAUUGCUACUUAUGUGCUGUGAACUUGAUUACUUCAACAUCAUGUUUAUGUUUCAAAUUGUUAAACAUACUUGCAGCAAAUCCUGCUAUUCACGAAAUACAUCUGAUUGCUGUGUAAUAGAAGUAAUUUAUUGCACAUGAUAGUAACUUUUUAUGAUACUUCUUUGUACAAAGCGCUUCUAUUUUACUUAGCCUGCGAACUUUACAUUCUAACAGUGAAUGAAUAAAUUUGUCAUGCC